Messenger RNA from Electrophorus electricus (electric eel), 1491 nucleotides. Lineage: Eukaryota; Metazoa; Chordata; Actinopteri; Gymnotiformes; Gymnotidae. The record is from RefSeq and is a predicted model, not a curated record.
AUGGGUUUUGGCAGCGAUUGUGACUCAUGCUCUGAGAGCGGCUCGGAUGACAGCUCCUGCUUGGGCUUGUGCCACACAGAGCACAUACUGCAGACGCUGAACACUUUUAGGCAGAGCGCCACCUUCACCGAUGUGGUGCUGAAGGUGGAGGGCUGAGAGUUCCCCUGCCGUCGGGCCGUGCUGUAUGCUGCCAGCCCCUACUUCCACACCAUGUUCGUGGGCCGCAUGCGGGAGAGGCACCGGCGGGUGGUGUUGCUGGAGGAGGUCUCGGCCUCCUCCAUGGAGCACCUGCUGGAGUUCAUCUACGUGGCGAGGGUACGGCUCCGUGAAGAGAGCGUGGCAGGGGUCUUUCAGGCCGCCGACCUGAUGCUGAAUGUGCGCAAGCUGUCCCGGAUGUGCACCGAGUUCCUGAAGGCACGUGAGGCAUGCCUGAGCCUGAUGGACUUUGCCAAGCUGUACUCGCUGCAAUCAGUGCUGGAGCGCUGUCAGGGCCUACUGUGGCGGGACUUCACCACUGUGUCCAGGCAGGAGGAGUUCCCGGACCUGCCCGCAGAGAGGGUGCUGGAGCUGCUGGACUCUGAGAAGCUGCAGGCGUCAGAGGAGGAGCUGGUGGAGACCAUGCUGCACUGGGCUCGGUAACAGCGCGGUCAGAGGAUGGUACACCUCGCUCGUCUGCUGGGGAGGCUCUGCUUGCCCCUGGUGGACUCCGUGUUCUUCACCGACGUUCUGGAGGCAGACAAGCUCGUGCAGCAAUGCAACGACUGCUGGGCCCUCCUGCAGGAGGCCAGACUGUACCACGUUUACGGCAGAGAGAUCAGCUCUGAGCGAACCAGACCCAGGAGGCAGUCUGGCUGGGCUGAGAUGAUUGUGGUGAUCGGUCAUAACAGAAGCGACAUUUCUUGGACGUCAUUAACGGAGAAACUGGAUCCAGCCUCAGGGAAAUGGUUUCCAUCAGCCACAGUGCCAGGCUAUGGCAAAUGUGAGUUUGCUGUGUGUGAACUGCAGAGCCACAUCUACUUAUCAGGUGGGCAGCUGAAUAGCUCAGACGUGUGGUGCCUCAUGCCCCAGCUGGCCCAGUGGGUGCGCGUGGGCAGGCAGCAACACAAGAAGACCUGCCUGCGUGGAAAGCUGUAUGCUCUGGGCAUUUACAAUGGGUACCAGCGGCUGAGCAGCAUGGAGUGUUACAGCGUGUUUGAGAAUGCGUGGAAGACUGUGGCACCGCCGCUCCUUACAGUCAGCUCUUCUGCGCUCGCCAGGUGUUCGGGCAAGCUUUCCAUCAUUGGUGGAGCUGUGAACAACGACAGCAACACCAACAAGGUGCAGUGCUUUGACCCUGUGUCAUCCUGUCCAUUCUCUCAGAAAUGCAUAGAUGCAGUGUCACUCAGUAGCACCAUCUACACAGCUGGAGGCUUGCUCGACAAAUUGUACUGUUAUACUCCAAGGAAUGAUACUUGGAGCAAAGUGGCAGAGCUGUCAAUGAAACUGCUGUAA